Molecule: messenger RNA, 2226 nt
Organism: Alexandromys fortis (reed vole)
Lineage: Eukaryota; Metazoa; Chordata; Mammalia; Rodentia; Cricetidae
Gene: Hlx
Product: H2.0 like homeobox
Exons: 4
Coding region: 456-1880 (474 amino acids)
Biological process (GO): regulation of DNA-templated transcription
Molecular function (GO): DNA-binding transcription factor activity, RNA polymerase II-specific; sequence-specific DNA binding
Source: RefSeq, a predicted model, not a curated record
UUAGAGAGGAGUUUUUUUUUUUUUUCUUUUUUUUUUCUUUUUUUUCCUUCUUAUUUUUUUAAACUAACGGAUCAUUAUUGUUGUUUUAAAUUUAGUUCUUAGAGCUUAGCUGUUUGGGUUUUUCUUUCGGUGUCGGGCCCCAGUCUCCCCGGUUUCUCCGGAGUAGCAGAGCGAGGCCGCACCCGCCUCGCCGCUCCAGUACCCGGCGAUCGCCUCCAUCCCACGGGGAGCGCGCUCGCCGCACCGCCUUUCAAGCCAGGCCAGGGGCCCAGGCGGUGGCGGGAGGCGACCGGGCCCUCGCCUCCUCUCUCGGUGGCGCUAGGGCUCCCCGCUGGCCCUGGGCUUCAGUGCGGGCGGAGAACCGAAAGCAGACCGGGCUUGGCUGGGACACCGUCUCUCCCCGGGCACCCACCCACUUACCCACUCACCCAGGACCCCGCCAGGAUCCUGCCAGGAUGUUCGCGGCCGGCCUGGCUCCCUUCUACGCUUCCAACUUUAGUCUCUGGUCAGCCGCGUACUGUUCCUCUGCCGGCGGCCCGGGCGGCUGCUCCUUCCCCUUGGACCCAGCGGCUGUCAAGAAGCCCUCUUUCUGCAUCGCGGACAUCCUGCAUGCCGGCGUCGGGGAGCCGGGGCCCGCUGCAGAGGGACUCGUGGGGGCCUCGGCCGCCCUCACCGCGCACUUGGGUUCCGUGCACCCGCACGCCUCCUUCCAAGCUGCCACCAGAUCCCCGCUGCGUCCCACCCCGGUGGUGGCGCCCUCAGAAGUGCCGACAGGCUUCCCUCAGCGGCUGUCCCCGCUCUCGGCUGCCUACCACCAGCAUCUCCCGCAGCAACAACAGACGCAGCAGCAACAGUCACAGCCACAGCCUCCGCCUCCACCCCGGGCGGGCUCCCUGCAGCCACCGGCUUCAGGGACCCGAGUGGUCCCCCACCAUAGCGGCUCCGCCCCUGCCCCCUCCAGCAAAGACCUCAAAUUUGGAAUCGACCGAAUUUUGUCUGCAGAAUUUGACCCAAAAGUCAAGGAAGGCAACACGUUGAGAGAUCUCACGUCGCUGCUAACUGGUGGGCGGCCUGCAGGGGUGCACCUCGCUGGCCUGCAGCCUUCGGCUGGACAGUUCUUCGCAUCUCUAGAUCCCAUUAACGAGGCGUCUGCUAUCCUCAGCCCCUUAAGCUCCAACCCAAGAAAUUCUGUUCAGCAUCAAUUCCAAGACACGUUUCCAGGUCCCUAUGCUGUGCUCACCAAGGACACCAUGCCGCAGACGUACAAGCGGAAGCGCUCCUGGUCCCGUGCGGUCUUUUCCAAUCUGCAAAGGAAAGGCCUGGAGAAGAGGUUUGAGAUUCAGAAGUACGUGACGAAGCCAGACCGAAAGCAGCUGGCAGCGAUGCUGGGACUCACCGAUGCUCAGGUGAAGGUGUGGUUCCAGAACCGGAGGAUGAAGUGGAGACACUCUAAGGAGGCUCAGGCGCAAAAGGACAAGGACAAGGAAGUCAGCGAAAAGCCUUCUGGAGGAGCCCCCGCCGAGGGCGAACUGGAAGAGAGAAGCCCCAGCCGUUCCGAAGGCGAGGCCGAGAGCGAGAGCAGUGACUCGGAGUCCCUGGACAUGGCCCCCAGCGACACGGAACGGACUGAGGGGACUGAGCGGUCCCUGCACCAAACUACGGUCAUCAAGGCCUCCGCCGCCGGCGCCCUUCUCACAACCAGCAGCAGUGCCAGCGGUGGCAGCUUCAGCUUCAGCAGCCUGGGUAGCAACAACACCGGCGCGGGGAGUGCCAACAGCCUUGGCGGGAGCAGCUCGGAGCUGCUCCCCGCGCACCAGCCCUCAGUCACCAGCAAUCCCCAGAGUCCGGAGCCUGCCCAAGCCCCGCUUGCAGGCUUAUAGACUGAACCAAGGGUGCUUAUGGCAUGGCAUGGCGUGGCAUGCAACUUCCCCAUCACUGGCUGGAGUUUGUGUCUACUUUAGUUGGUGGCAAGGGUCGCCGAGAUGGGAGACGCCAAGGGCAGCUUCUUGGGGUUCACACCCUUUCUUUUGCUGCCUAGGCUGCCUGAGGCCUACAGCUCCCAAAAGAGAGGAAAGUUUUGAGGUUCCCCUGCCAAAGAAUGCAACUGUUCCCCCUACCCAAGCAGCCCACACUGUGAAGUGUUUGAUGGAACUGUUGCUCUGAGCACCAGGGGUCUUGGCAUAAGGACUUGCUGCACUUAGAAGGCCUUUAACUUGUAAAUAAAAU